AUGGCUAAUAGACUUUCAGUUAUACCUCAACUUUAUCAAGAUAUUUUAGAAUUUAUCAAAUUGAUAUUAGAUUGGUUAAUCCCUUUCAUAGCCAAUUUUCACUCUAUAUCAUCCAGUAUAAAUAUGACUGAACUUUGCUUGCUAAUAAGAGCUGAUCAUAGCUUAGAUCAAUGUGGUCAACUUUUUCAACAAUAUGUUGUUGAUAAUUAUAUUAAAAUAGAGCGUGCACGUCUAAAUUAUUUAUUUUUUACACAAAAUAAAAUAUGUAAAGAAGUAUAUCAAGGUUUACAAAAUUCUUUUCGAUCUGGAUUAAAUAAUAUAAUGGAAAUAGAAUGCUAUAUUCCAGAAAUUGUAUCAGAACUAAUAGCAAUGCAAACCUCACAAGAUAGACCAGAUCUUACAA
This is a messenger RNA of Dentiscutata heterogama, 403 nucleotides long. NCBI's taxonomy places the organism in Eukaryota, Fungi, Glomeromycota, Glomeromycetes, Diversisporales, Gigasporaceae. The record is from the annotation of a GenBank genome assembly.